Messenger RNA from Coregonus clupeaformis (lake whitefish), 7772 nucleotides. RefSeq names its product microtubule organization protein AKNA. The record is from RefSeq and is a predicted model, not a curated record. Lineage: Eukaryota; Metazoa; Chordata; Actinopteri; Salmoniformes; Salmonidae. The coding region runs from base 804 to 5582 and encodes 1592 amino acids. Gene Ontology annotation, biological process: epithelial to mesenchymal transition; neuroblast division in subventricular zone; neuroblast delamination. Gene Ontology annotation, cellular component: centrosome. The transcript is spliced from 21 exons.
UUUUGGCGUUUUUUUGGUUUCUUAAUAACUUUUCCGCCAGCAAAAUCAGUGCCACGCUCCGAGAAUGGAAUAAUUAGCUAACGAUACUCUUUCACUUUUUCCUGCUGGAUUGACGUUAUUGUCCACGAUCACAGGUAUUAUAAACCAGUUAAUUUGCCUUAACCAUGAUGUAGCCAUAAUCACAUUUUUCUGAGUUAUGACUUUAAGUUUAGUGAUGGGAAUUCGAAUACUGAUUAUGUAGAUAAAAGACUUGGAUCGCGCCAACACAACGGAGAGUGCGUUCAGUCUUUAGAAAGGGCUGAAUAGAUGCUAGCAAAGCUAGCUAGCUACCUAACUAUUACCCACGUUUUUAAUGUAUACUCUUUGCUAUAUUAUCUCCGAUGACUGAAUUGAAACUGAACCUAGCUAUAGCUCCGUUUUUUUUGUUUACUCGGGUAAAGUGGGUGGCAUUGAGUGAAGUCGUGGUUUGCAAUGCAUCGCUUGGUGACAUUGGGAUGGGUGUUUUUGUAGUUAGUAAGCGGUUCUCAAGGCAACCAAGGCCUGCUACUUUGAAGUCUGCCGAUGCUGCAAUCUCGAUGUCUCUCUGAAUUUCUGCUUCAACUGCCUUGGAUGAUAUAAGCACAGGGGUAUCAAGAGCCCCCAGUGACAAAGCUUUCCAUAAGAUGGACAUAGGCCUACAGCCAGUAGGCUAGAUUCUAAGCCAUGGCUUUGGGGGUGGGCUUCAGAGGACCACCAGAGCAGCCAAUCAGGAUGCUGGGCGACACCAGACCUGGCUAGAGUUCAGAGGUCAGAUCUGAGAGAGGAUGGAGCCCAAGGGGCAACGCACCAGGGCAGGGGUUUUGUUCUGGACCCCCGCUCCUCAACGCCCCUCUCCCUCCAGAUCCAUAGGCUCAGAGGUAGACUGGGGGGAAGAGGAAGAGGAGGAUGAGGAAGGUUGGGACAGGAAAACAGAAGAGGAGGAGGGCUUCCACACCCAGAUGGAUGAGAACGGGAUCAUAGGGCUGGAUGAGGCCUUGGAUGAUGUGGGUCUGGGAGGAGAGGAGGAGGAGGAGGAGGGAGAGGGGGGUGGAGAGGAGAAUCCACCCUGGUACUCUGGAGCCUUGGAGGGGUCCCUGUCCCCCAGUAGGGCAGGUGGGAUGGGGCUAGAGCUGGGGCUGGAGCACGUAGACCCUCUGGAGGAGCUGAGUUAUAACCCGAGUGAGCUGCAGGACUCUGAGCCUCUGUCCCAGUCUGAGCCACCUGGAGAGGACACGCACACCCUUUCACUCUACCCUUCUCUUUCUCCCUCUCUUUCUCUGCUAGAUGACGAUGUCCAGGAGUCCAAGGACAGUGUGGAGAUCUGGAGUGAGGAUGAGGAGCAGCAGCAGAAGGAUGAAGAGGAGCAGAGCUGGGUGGUCCACAGGCAGCGGAGGGAGUAUCUCCCAGAGAGAGACAGACAGCUGGACAUGACGGAGGACGAGAGGGAGGUAGAGGAGGAUGGAGAGGAGGAGGAGGAGGAGGAGGACAGCGUGCCACACGCAGACACUGACAUGAUGGUAUAUCCUGUCAUAGCUGGGGCUGGGCCUGGCUGGGGUCAGGGCCUUAGUGUCAGAGGAGAAGAGCGGGUGAAGGAGGAGAGAGAGGUCAGUGCCAUAAGCAGUUACAGUGCCGACCUACAAAUAGAAGAGACUAGCGAACUCUCAGAGAGUGACAACAGAGGGGGGGAACGGUUUGUAGAGAGUGUGUCUGAAAACCUCUCCUCCCUUUCCCCUCCCGACCUGCUCUGUUCAUCCCCCCAGUCUCUCUCCUCCCCUCCCAGAAGUUCUACCUUUCCUCACCUCCUCCACUUCUCCUCCGAGGAGUUGGCCUAUGCUCCAGGGAUUGAAGCCGAGACAUUCCCGGAGGAUCCCACCUUCACAGAGAGCCUUCCGGAAUCCCGCAGCAGCCGGAUGAGCAACGCCCCCAGGCCUCAUUGGCCGCUUGAGUCAGGGGGGGAGGAGCUCAAGCCUAGGACCUCCCCUUACCCAGCAGCUAUCUCUCCUGAGUGUGUGAUAUCAUACCAACUCAGCGAGAGAAACGAGAGGGGUGGAGAGAGCUCACAGGAUGGGUCAGGCGUUAACCAUCGGCAACACCCCUAUCCGAGGACGAUAAGACAGCGCUUAUGUGACACCCCACAAGCCAUGGCUCGUUCCUCUCAGAAAUCCUGGCAUGCACCCUCACAGUCCCCCCUUCACAGCAGCACCAAGGACUGGAGCCUCCGGACCCCCAGGGAGAGUCCCCCCAAACCCCAACCAAAGAGUCAUGACCCUGACAUGGACGAGGGCCGAAGAGGGCCACUGACCUACCCCACCCCAGACUUCUCCAAGGUAGAGCCAAGGGUUCGCUUCCCUAAGAGCGGCUACACCCCCCCCAAGAGCAAAGGCUCCCCCAGAAAGAGGUCUCUGUCAGUGGAGCCCCCCCUGGUGUUCAAGUCCCCUGCUGACAUAGUGAGAGAGGUGCUGCUGAGCAGUACAGACGGACCCCAAUCCCCCUCGCCCCCCAACGGGCCCCACAGGCCCCUAAACUCCACGGUGCCAGAGGACUUCAGAUGCCCACAACAGGCCAGCACCCUGGUACAGCAGCUGCAGGAGGACUACAACAGGCUGCUGACCAAGUAUGCUGAGGCAGAGAACACUAUUGAUCGGAUGCGUCUCCAAGCCAAGGUGGGCCUCUACUCCGACCCUCCCAAGCCCAGUCACACUGUCCAAUCAGGUGUACUCCAUGAAGGAUCAAAGGUCAUGACCCUAACUUUUCCCCAAGCUCAGAGGGCGGAGCUCAGCUCAGACUCCGUUUACCUAAAUGGACAGGCUGCCCACCAAGGACAUAGUGGAGUCUCCCCUGUCUGUCCCUCCUCAGCGGCCUCCUCAUCCCCCAGAAGCCUGGGCCCUGGAGUUGGAGAGCAGCUGACCAGGGAUCUCUCAAAGCAGGCGGAGAGGUUCCUCCAGCAGGUGCAGACAUUUGAAGAACUCCUGAGGAGAGGGAAACUUAAACCGUUUGAGCAGAUGAAGAGUUUGUCCCAGCUGCUGCAGGGGCAGGAUUCUCUGGAAAGAGGUUAUCUAGCAGCACGAGAUGAACACAGACUUCUACUGCAGAGCGGGGCCAAGCUGGGUCCCUUUGACCCCGGCAGGGAGUUGGAGGGCUGUAUAUUCCAGUGUGGGAUGCGUGUGGAGGAGCUCAAGGAACAGGUGGAGCAGACUGAACAGGACCGGCCCACCUCAGAAGCACCUCCCACUCCACCUCCUCACCCCACCCCCUACUCCAUGCCUGCAGGGGGCAGCGAGCCCAUGCCUCUCCCUGAGAGCCCAGUGUUACCUCUGCCAGGGGAGUCUGGGGGGGUGGUGGGGGUGGAGGUUAGCUCAGCCAGUGGAGAGAGCGAGGGAGAGGAGGGAGGUAUGGGAGAGGAAGAAGUAAUGCCGCCCCUGCUCCUCCGUCCCUUACGUCACAAACACAAAUGUGUAGAGAGAGACCUCAGCAUGCUGAUGGACCACUACCAGAGUUUCAGGGAGCUGCCCAGACUGCUAGACCUGGAUCUGACAGAGGGAGACCAUGACUCUCCUGAUGCAGGAGAAGAAGCCACACAUUCAGGCGGUGAGGGAACAAGAGAGGGACCACACCCAUGGACAGGGAGGGAGAAGGGCCACACAAGUCUCCCUCAGAGACAGCCAAUGCUAGGUCAGCAGGACGCUACAUUCAUUCCAACGGCGAGACCAAGGACCAGCAAAUCAGUUCCUCCUUCCCCAAAGGACCUCAGCCAAUCCCCUGCAUUUCAUGAUCUGCUGGCCAAUGACAGAAAGAGGUCAGAGGUCAGGAAGUCUCGUGGCAGCAGUCUGACCAGUCUGGGGGAGAGUGCUGCCUCAGAGAGGAGAGGCUCCAAACUGCAGCCUGGGACCAGGAGAGUGCCGUCCCAGGAUGGGAUCAUCUCACCAGAGACUGACAGUGGUUUUGUUGGCUCUGAGAGCAGUCGUCUGACACCUGCAGCACCUAGUCCUCUCCACCAGAGGGCCAUAGCGAGCCUGUCAGUCCCUGAGGAGCAGAGCUCAGGGAAGCCCCACCACACAGCCCCCGUGUCAGGGCAGCCUAUACCCUCCUCCUCCUCUCCCUCACACAGACCACAGAGACCACCCUUGCUGGAGCACAGUGAAGACUCUGGUCUGAGCACCCCAAGGCGGGUACGGGGCUCUUCAGGGAGAACCAGAGGCGGGGAGAGGAAGGGCACCUCAGCCUCCAGUUCCCCCCAGCACAGGGCCAGCAGGACUCCCCAGCCCUGGGAUGGCAGUGGGACCAGUGAGUUUGGACCAGACAGUGACCACAUCCACUCUGUGUCAGGGGAGGAUGAGGCACGUAGUGACCGUUCCACCCGAACAACCCAGCACCGCUACCAGCCAAGCCCCUCCCCCACUGCACCCUAUCACCAUGGCGAUCCCCUCCGAGCCCUGAGCUCUGGUCAGCUGACCAACCGCAAUGAGGCCAUCCAGUCCCUGCAGGCGGAGGUAGGCAGACUAAAGGAGCGACUAGAGAGCAGUCUGAGACAGACCAACCCUCCCAGUCCUGUCAGAGCUCCCCCUUCAGCCCAUGAUGACCACACACACCCUCUCAGCUCAACACCUCGCACCAGGUCUGUUCAGCGAAGGAGGGAUGGUGGUAGAGAGGAGAGCAGGGAGGAGAGGAGGUGGGGUGAGGAGCAGCAGGUGGAGGAGAGGGCUUCCAGGUUGACUCCUAGAAGAUCAGCCUCUGUACCCAGACAGAGACCUGACCUGGACAUCAAUUCGGAGCAUGCCCAGUCCACACCCAGACUUCAGUCCUCCAGACGUAUCCCAGUGUCCCCUGCAACGUGGGGAGGCAGCCGUGGCAGAGCAGAGACAGUCAGGAACAGAGGAGCCCACACAAGGCAGCAUGUCAGUAUGUCUGUAGGUGGAGAUGGAGGAGAGAAACCUGACUGUAGAGGGAGGCAGGACCCUGUGUGUCCACAAUGUUCCCCACAGACACACACCCAUGGACACUCUACACGACCAGAGGGGGGUGGUGGUGACACUGGGGCUAUCCACAGUCACACUGGUCUUCAUUCUCUUCACUGUCCUAUGUGUGGAAGGUCUGAGACGUACCGGAGCACAAGCACGAAACAUGACCGGAGGACAGAGAGAGACUCAGGUCCCGCCCACAGAGGCAGCCGGCCAAUGAGCUCCCCCCACAGAGAUGUGAGAGGCGUGUUAUUUGCAGCGCCGCCCCCUCCUGUGCUGGGCAGUGUGCCACUGGUCCAGUUUGUGCCAGUGUGCCCGCCAGUUCUGUACUACUCCAGCCCUGUGCUAAAUGUAGCUCCAUCCCACCCCCAGCCCAUCUACGUGUCUCUGGGUGGGGGUGUGGCCACUGGGGUUAGGGGUCAUCAUGAGCAGGUCAGAGGUGGAGCUGGCCGUUCCCUGUCUGCUGACCAGCGCUCUCUGAGCAGCUCUCUGAACCAUGCCAUCGAGGCGGCCAGGGGGAUGAGGGAGUCUUCCCGACGCAUGGCCCGCUCCAUCGCAACCGGACUGCACCACCAGGAGGCGCUGUCACAGUCCUGCAUGUACUGAUGGACCAGACCAGACACACACACCAGGGUUGGAUUCAUUAGUGUACACUGUAGCAAAAUGUUUAGCAAUUUAAAAGGAAAACAAGAGUUUCUUAUUGGAGAAGUUCAGGUACUGGUAGUCCCGCCCCAUUUCCCUGGCAAGUCUUUGGACCAACCACUCUGUACUGACACGGAGGUCUCUAAAUGUGAAGAUAUUGUACUGUGCACUUAAUAUUUAGUUUAUUUAGUAUAACAGUUUGGUAUUUGGGGUAACAUGAAGCAAGUGCCUGGGUAUGGAUACUAGGGCCUCAAGCCAGUCAUUCAGCUGCAGGCUUCUUGAUAGCAGGGAGUGAGGAAUGACAGACCCUUAACAUCAGUAUUUGAUCAUCACCCAGUGGCUCAGCACUGAUAGUAAACCAGGGUCUACAAACUGUACUUUAUACAGGUUACUACAGGUUACAGUUUACUUUAUACAGUACAUGUUAUAGCUUUAGAUGAAAGGUGGAGUGGCUAUAUUGCAAUCUCAGGUAUCAUAUAGAAACAACAGUUGUGGGAUCUGGCAGCUUAAGUGUAGCAGAGGUGGACCACACUGAAUCCACAAGUUCAUCUCUUACUCAUAAAAUGCACUAGAAUCUGCAUAUUAAUGAUUUACGUUUCGAAAUAACGGACAUAUGCACAUGUUUGUUUAGUUUGCUAUGAAACCUGGAAUUAGUUGUGGACAUUAGUUUUGUUACAUUUGUACAAUGGAUGUGAGACAAUUGCUGCUAUGGAUCUUCAGACGAAGAGAGGACAUAUUCACACAUUGAUGUGUUUAGUUUUUUACCCUAAGUUAUUGAUUCUAAAUCAGGGUUCCCCAACUGGCGGCCGGCGGGCCGGUUUCAUUUGCCCCGCCCUUCCAUGCAUAAUAGAGAGACACGUGAUCCUAUACAAAUGUAAGCAAGGUUUGAAAUGAUUAUGUUUUAGUCAAACAUAUCUGUUUCAAUUUGCAGUUUACAAAUUAUUUGGAAUUAUGUUCCUGCACCCCGACCAUUCGCUCAACAAAAAAUCGGCCCGCAGCUGAAUCUAGUUGAUGAUCCCUGUUCAAAAUGGUUUGUUUAGGUUUUAUUCUUAAUCAUUUGUGUAAUAAUUAGUUAAUAAGGUUAGUAAUUGGUCGUGCUGUAGUUGUACCCGCCAGGAAAAUAUUUUAUCAGAAAAAUAAGCACAUUUUUAUAGAUGGUCUUAAUAGUUUGUGUUGAACACAAAAAUAUGACUUUUUAGAAAUACAAAUUUCUAGGAUUUCAGAAAUGCAGGUUUAAAAAAAUCUAGAUCCUGAUAUAUUUUCUACUAUGAUUGAUUAUCAAAUGAUUUUUUAAACAAAUAUUUUGCAGCAAAAUAUUUUUAUUUCCGCUUUGAAGCCAAAUAAAUGUUGAUGUUGAAACAACUAAUAGUUGUUACUAAGUAAGGCUGACUAAAAGUUGUUAUUAAGUAAGGCUGAUGUCGGUUAUAACCAGAUUGUUACUCUUGGCCAUGAACUGCAGGUAUGGAUAAGUCACUUGGAGGUCACACUGUUAGAGGCCUGUCGAGUUGUUACAACACAGAGUUUCUCUGCACAAAAAUAAUAACAAAAGCGUUGUGGAGACACUACACAAUGGUUGUAUACAUUUGUAUCACAGCCAUUGUGUAAAAUGUGUUGUAGAUCAGUCGUACAACCUGGGUGUGUAUGGGGCCAGAGAUCUUCUUCAGGGUCUUACUGCACAAUGUGAACUGUGAGCCUGAAAAUGAGAGGGUUAACUCACUGAUACACCACAGUAAAGAAUGGCAUAAUUGCAACACCUUUGAGUACCUUACAAUGUAGCUAAGAAUGUGCAGAGUCUUUCUCCUUGUAAUGGAAGCCAAUUUAUUAGACAGCCUUGGUACAUUGGUACAUUGGUACAUUGGUACACAUGAUGUAUACUUUUGUUUGUGCUUCAACACUCGCAAACAUAGAAUCCCAAUGAGUUAAACAGGUUUAGGAAAGACUUAAGUUUCAUUUAUUAAGAUUUUUUCUCUCUGAUAAAUAACUUUUGAUAUACAUUAAUUGAAUAGACAGAGACCCUAUACAACAGCAACUGAUAAUAGGAAACAAUUCAAAUUAAAUUAAGCGUUUGCAUCACAGAUAACGCAUAAUGCAAUAUACAACCUGUUUGGCCAGGAAAGAGAAAGGAAAAAAUUUGAAAUAAAACGUUGAAAUAUU